AUGUCUCCAACCGCUAUUACGAGCACCAAUGGCUAUUCCAACGGCAUCAAGAAUGACACCAAAAGUGUCGAGAAGGCUACCGGACGUGGCGUUCACUUGACGUCGGCGGGUGUUAUCCAGAUGGAGAACAAGUACGGGGCGCACAACUACCAUCCGUUACCCGUCGUCUUCGAUUCCGCAAAAGGCGCCAAAGUAUUGGACCCAGAAGGCAGGGAGUACAUCGACAUGCUUUCUGCCUAUUCGGCCGUAAAUCAGGGACACUGUCACCCAAAGAUUGUCGCGACUCUCAUCGAGCAGGCCCAGAAGCUCACCCUGUCCUCUCGGGCCUUCUACAAUAGUGUCUUUGGCCGCUUCGCUCAGCAGAUCACAGAGAUGUUCAGCUAUGAUAUGGUCCUGCCCAUGAAUACUGGUGCAGAGGCUGUCGAGACGUCGCUGAAGCUCGCACGCAAGUGGGCCUAUAUGAAGAAGAGUGUUCCCGAAGGCAAGGCUAUGAUUCUGAGCGUGGAAGGCAACUUUCACGGGCGGACGCUGGGUGUCAUCAGUAUGAGUACCGAUCCGGACAGCCGCACCGGUUUUGGACCUUACCUUGAAGGUGUCGGACCUACGUAUCUUGACGGCUCCCAGUUGAGCACCAUCAGAUAUGGUGUCGUGGAGGAUGUGGAACGAGCGCUUGAACUGCAUGGUAGGAAUGUCGCAGCUUUCCUUGUGGAGCCGAUUCAGGGCGAAGCUGGAAUUGUUGUUCCCGAAGAGGGAUAUCUCUCACGCGUGCAUGCUCUGUGCAAGAAGCACAACGUGCUCCUUAUCUGUGAUGAGAUCCAAACAGGACUGUGUCGAACGGGAAAGAUGCUGGCUUGCGAGUAUGAUAACGUCCGACCAGAUAUGGUCCUGCUGGGCAAGGCCUUGUCUGGCGGUGUGUACCCUGUUUCUGCCGUCCUGGCCGAUCGGGACAUCAUGCUUUGUAUCAAACCCGGCGAGCAUGGCAGUACCUAUGGAGGAAACCCACUAGGAUGUGCUGUAGCGAUGACGGCUCUCAAUGUACUAGUCGAAGAGCGUCUGGCGGAGCGUGCGAUGGUGCUAGGAGAACUCUUCCGAAGUUCGGUCACCAAGCUCAAUUCUCCGCUGGUGCAAACCGUGCGCGGAAGGGGGCUGUUGAACGCGGUCGUCAUUGAUGAGAGUAAGAGUAGGAAGGGACGUACGGCAUGGCAAUUGUGCUUGCUUUUGAAGAGUCGAGGCGUGUUGGCGAAACCGACACAUGUGAAUAUUAUUCGGUUCGCGCCUCCGCUGGUGAUAUCAGGGGAGGAUCUGUUGAAGGCUGUUAGGAUCAUUGGGGAGUGCUUGGAGGAUCUUGACAAGGUGGAUGUCAUUCCGGGUGAAGAGGAAGAUCAUUAG
Desarmillaria tabescens is the source of this 1389-nucleotide messenger RNA. RefSeq names its product ornithine-oxo-acid aminotransferase. Gene Ontology annotation, cellular component: cytoplasm. Bases 1 to 1389 code for a protein of 462 amino acids. The record is from RefSeq and is a predicted model, not a curated record. NCBI's taxonomy places the organism in Eukaryota, Fungi, Basidiomycota, Agaricomycetes, Agaricales, Physalacriaceae. Gene Ontology annotation, molecular function: identical protein binding; pyridoxal phosphate binding; L-ornithine transaminase activity. The transcript is spliced from 9 exons.